AGUUGUACUAGGCACAAUACGCACAAGCUUCUUUGAAGUAGAUGAGGAUCGUUGACACAGCUCUACUUCUCCCUCUGGAAGUUUCCCUUUCUUUGAACAGGAUUUAUCGGUGAAAUUAUGGCGCUUGCUUAUCGUCGCUGCCGCCAUUUAAGAAUGGAGGCUUGUUCUACUUCUCUCCUGAAAUUCUUCUUGUUUGUUUCUGGCGUUGGUUCUUUUGCGACCGUGGUUAGCGCGGCAAGGGUGGUGACGGCGGACAGAGAUUCGACAGUACACGGGGACAACUGCGAUGGCGCAGCCGCGGAUGCAAUGUGGAGCCAGUUGUUGGAAAAUGAUCGUUUGAUUCCAUGUCGGCUGUCGCUUUCAUCGCUUGGCGAAUUGCAAGUUGCGAGUCGCAAUUUCGCUUAUCUAGUGCCUCGACAGUCAUUGCUAAGUCGCGCGAAAUAUCUGACGCACGCAGCAACGUCUACUGAAGUUGCUGACGAUUUCGAUGGCGAGCGUCUGAAUCUUGACUGUCGUAACGAGGACACCACAGAAAAUUCCCCGUCAUUAGAUGAGGCACGGGGAGCAAAUUCUACUGCAGGACGAUCAGCUAGCAGUACCCCUGUAGAAGAUGAAGUAGCACUGCGGCCAUCAGUAUCGCCAAGACAAGGUGGAGAAGUACAAGACGCUGUGUCAACAUUACCGAGUCAAAGUUUAUUUGAGGGAGACCAGGAACAGUUCUUCGUGGAUGAGGUUGAUGUUGCGCGUUCCUUGAUGCGAGCGUCCCGGAGGGAAGCAGUGACUACAAACAAUAACGUGAUUUCAGCAAGAGCAGCCACACCAGUAGGUGCAUCAUCUUCAUCAACAACUACGCCAAGUGCGGGAGGUCCAAGUUUUAUGAGUAUUGAGACAGCGAGAACGCUCUUGGCUAGGCCACUUGUUUACCAAGAUCAAACAGAGUUAAGAGCAACAACAUCAAGCGCAAGGGAAGUCGAAGACGUGGGAGAAGCAGUAACACGCAUGCAUGCGCUUGGAAGCCAACGCGCGAGAGCAAUGGAUGAGCUUGUGGAAGCGCUGGCUGCGCCAGGCUGCCGUGCAGCUGUGUCAGCAAUUUCACGGAUCAUAACCCAGCAAAGCGCACCGAUUCGCGUUCGCGUUCGUGCGAUGCAAGUGACUAUUGCGAGGAUUCAACUAUGGGCGGAUGAACGGCUUCAGAGACAGCGAGACGACCUUUCAGCAGCCUUGGAUUCGGUUGAGGGCAUGUUUCCAGCAGCUGUGCUAGAGCAUGACCGCGACGUGCGGUCAUCCACGCCUUGCAGUGGUGCGUACGAAACCCUGGUGCCCGCGCUGGCUACUGUAGCUUCGAACGCGAGACAACCCGAGCUGUCACCAGGUCGAAGAGUCGGGACGCUCGUUAUUCUGGAGGAUGAAGCGAUAAGAGAACAGGGCUUGCUGGCUGACGUGGCGGUGAACAGUCUCGUUCAGCUGACCCUUAUGGCGGGAGCGCAUACCGUGGGACGCGCGGCACUGCAGACGCUGUUGCGGAUCUUCCAAAACACCAGUGUAUCCGCAAAAACAAGAAAAAUAGUCCAUAACUCACUCUGUCGCUGCUCCAUUCGACAGCAACUGACGACGGAUAGAAACAGCCCCAAUUACUUCGAGGAAGGAGCGGAAGUAAUCCGGUACUUGAACUGGUAUUGCACGAGCCAAUCCUGGCCGUAG
Molecule: messenger RNA, 1701 nt
Organism: Amoebophrya sp. A25
Lineage: Eukaryota; Dinophyceae; Syndiniales; Amoebophryaceae
Source: the annotation of a GenBank genome assembly